UGCGUGAGCGCGCAUGUGGGCUACAAAACUCACAAGUGUCAGACUGUUGUACAGCUCAGCUGGUCUGAAGAGGAAACGUCGCGCUCUUAUCGCAAUAUUUCAAGAAAUCUUCUUCAGAUAACAGCAGGCACCGCCGAUUUAUACCACUUUUUGAGUUUUGACGGUGGGAAUGAACUCCAACUCAACCGAUUGUGACAGGGUGUGCUGGGUUCAGUGGUGCGUGUUUGUGCCCAUUCUGGUCGCCGGUUUCCCUUUGAACCUGGCCGCUCUGUGGCAGCUCCUCUUCCGUGUUCGGCGUUGGAACGAAUCCACGGUUUACCUCGUCAACCUGAUGAUAAACGACAGCUUGCUGAUGUUCUCCCUGCCCUUUAAGAUACACGCGUACGAGAGACAGUGGACCCUGGGUCAUCCCUUCUGCUCCUGGCUGGAGAGCCUGGUCUACGUCAACAUCUACGGCAGCAUCAUGUUGAGCGUAUGCAUUGCCGUUGACCGCUACAUUGGCCUACAGUUUCCAUUCGCCGCCCGCUGUCUGCGAUCCCCACGCAAGGCAUGUCUUGUGUGUCUGGUCGUAUGGAUAGGCGUCUUUGCCAGUAGCGUUCCUAUAUACACGCUUCACGAUAGGGACAACAACAAAAGCCACUGUUUUCGGGAAUUUUCCAAUGGCACAUGGAGAAAAAGUGGGAUCGUGGUUGCUAUGGAGACGGUGUUUUGCAGCAGUGCCGUGGUGAUGGUGUUCUGUUCCGUGCGCGUGAUGCAGAUCUUGAGGGAUAUGAGGGAACGCAACCCGGGCGAUCCCAAACUGCGCAACAACAAAAGCGUAAAGAUCGUCCUCAGCAACCUGGUGGUGUUCCUCAUAUGCUUCAUCCCUUACCACAUAGCAGCGCCGAUAUACUUUAAGGCCAAGAACGAUUACAAGAAUUCACAUGACCUGUACGUCCGCCAGCUGCGCUACUUCAUUCAUAUAAGCCUUUGUAUAAGCAGUGUGAAUUGCUUGGCAGAUGGGGCAUGCUACUAUUUUAUUCUCAAGGAGAACCUGGAGUCCGCUCAGCGAGAGAGAAGAAUGGCCAUACGUGCCAGAGACACACGGAUUCGAGAACCAAAGACCCGGAAGAAAAGUGGCGAGUCAAAACUUGGAGACUUAUGUUACAGUAUGUCGAAAAACACGGAGAUGGAAAUAUGUGUGGAUACGGGUUUUACAUAAACACUUACAAAAAACCUCAGCGGGCAAAGAAACAAAUGCAAGGGUGAUUACGCCCAAGGUGACACAGCAAAGGAGGACAGAACAGGCAGUGAGAUACACAGACAUGAAUGGAAAUAGAGGGGGAUAUAGAGCAUACUGUACACACAGUGUAGACGAUAUGCAGCGUAAAUACAUCUAUAUACUGCAUAAAAGGUUGUUCCAACCAGACGUGUUUGAUAGGUUGCACAAAAAAUGUUUUACAAAACGUUUUUGUUUAAAAGCAACAACAUCUGUUUCCUCAAAGGUUCUGUAAGGAAAAUGUCUUUCUUACUUUUUUUAUAUUCUAAAGAACCUCCAAAGUAUGGGAGGCAAAUCCUGCCAAAUUUAAAUAAAUAAAUUAAACGAUGAAAAUGAAAACCAGAUUGGCAAUUUCAUUAUACACAACUGCGCGCACAAUACAGUGGCAAGAAAAAGUAUGUGAACCUUUUGGAAUCUCAUGGUUUUCGGAAUAAAUUUGUCAUAAAAUGUGGGUCAAGGGUAUUGACAAAUAAAAUUUGAAAAUAAAAUGAGAAUCAAACUUUACAUUUUAAUUUGAAUUGUGUCAGUAUUGCGUGAAUAUUAAUAAAAACCUUUGUAAAAAAAUGUUUUUGCAAUUUCUGUUUCACAUUUGCCUUAUCAUUUUCAUAUUGGCAGUCUUGCCUCGAGAUUUUAGUGAAAAUGACAUGUCAAAUCACCAAUUGCAUUUUCUUUUUCAAUUUGACAGGGACAACGCAUUGUCAGUGUAAAAAUUAAAAUGAAAAUAUAAUCAUUUUAUUUUUCAUUUUGGCACAUAUUGUGCACGCAGUUGUGUAUAAUGAAAUUGCUAAUGUGGUUUUCAUUUUCAUCGUUUAAUUUAUUUAUUUAAAUUUGGCAGGAUUUGCCUCCAAUACCAAAGACCCUUUUGUGAAACAGAAAUAUCACUUCUUCUAAGCGUAAAGCAACGUAAGUGUACGUUGACAACAAAACUAGAAAGUGCAUUUUUGAAAUGUUUCACGUAGCCUACAGAUGACAAUGUUGUCAAAACCCUGCACAUAACACAAAUAAAAAGGCUAAAUUGUGCUGUGUUAUGCAUGCCAAGCCAAUAGUUGCCAAUGUCACUCUGGUUUUUUUUUUGACGGACUAUCACUGGAUUGUUUUCAAAAACGUGCACUUGAAAGUUGAAAAGUUAGUUAGUUAGUUAGUGUUGUUGUGUAAAUGAACAGCUAAACUGCAUAAAAAGAUUCCCAUGAAAACAGUGUUGUGUAAACUGCCCUUAAAUGUCUAAUAAUGUUCCUAUGUUUGUUUAGUCUAAUGUCAAACUGACACCUGUUUAAAAGAACUAAGUGUUAUUUUAUUAUCCUUUACAGUAACUGUAUGUCACUCAAAAUCCCGUGGAAUGUGAAAGAUCUUAUAACUGGUUACUGGUAAAACUUUCUUUAGGUAAAAUACAUCUGAUCACAGGCUGUGAAGUUUAGGUUAAAAUGCUUAAAAAAAGUGGAUUUAAACUUUGCUAAAACUAAAAACUGUACUAGACUUACACGCCUGAUGCUUAAAAACCACCAUGAUGGCAGAAAGACAAAGUCAUGUGCUGUGUUAUCUGGUACUGUUUUAUCUCAUCUCAAAACAAUUUGUGCAUGACACCCUUGCUGCCAACUGUUGUUUGAACUAACAUUUUCAAUGUGCUUCUGGACCAGUGUUGUUUACGUCUUCCAAACGAUAUAUAUGAUGUGAAUAAGCCAGCUGAGGUGUCUGAAUGGCAGACAAAUUAAUUGACCAGACAACUUCAACAUCUCCAAUCAUAUAUAAGAAAUAAAUAAGAAAUAAAAUACACUGCACAUGUGUUUUAGUUUUUAACAGUACACAAAUGUUAGAACCAAGGCAGUGCUUGUACAUUUUGCAAAAAGGGGAGGGGAGGUUAAUAUUUUUGAUAAAAGAUUAUAAAUAAAAAAUGACCUGCACAGAUGAAUCAUUUAUAAUAAA
Molecule: messenger RNA, 3178 nt
Organism: Triplophysa rosa
Lineage: Eukaryota; Metazoa; Chordata; Actinopteri; Cypriniformes; Nemacheilidae
Gene: gpr55a
Product: G protein-coupled receptor 55a
Exons: 2
Coding region: 170-1201 (343 amino acids)
Biological process (GO): phospholipase C-activating G protein-coupled receptor signaling pathway; positive regulation of Rho protein signal transduction
Cellular component (GO): membrane
Molecular function (GO): G protein-coupled receptor activity
Source: RefSeq, a predicted model, not a curated record